Morchella importuna is the source of this 600-nucleotide messenger RNA. RefSeq lists its product as uncharacterized. Bases 1 to 600 code for a protein of 199 amino acids. NCBI's taxonomy places the organism in Eukaryota, Fungi, Ascomycota, Pezizomycetes, Pezizales, Morchellaceae. The record is from RefSeq and is a predicted model, not a curated record. The transcript has 4 exons.
AUGCAGUUUUCUACGCUCACAUUUGGUCUCGUUGCUAUGCUUAUGGCUGCUCUCCCUGCCAUUUCCGCUCCGCAGAGUGGCCCCGAGUUCGACGAUGCUGAAUUCAUGCUUCCUGAUGUUCCCUCCGAGGUUGCCAACAUGUUCACACCCCCUGAGGGCCUGAAAAUCAUCACCGACACUACCCUUCCACAGAUGACCGAGGGGCUUGCUAGUGUCUUGAUGACUAUGGUCACCGCCAUCGGUGUUACCACUACUCAACCUCCUUCCCUGAUGCUGCCGACCUCCACCGGGGAUGUGGUACCGCAGCAUGAUCAUGAUCUUGACAACAUUGAGGACAUGGAAGAUAUCGAGGACAUUGCGCUGCCAACUCAACUUGUUUCCCUUCCAGUCUUCACUUACUCCUCGAGUGCUGCUACCGAGACCGCUUCUUCCGUCAUUACUAUUCCAACAUCCAUCAAUGCUACCACUACCGGCAACGGUACUCAUACUCACACCAUGACAAUGCCAACCGCUCUUGCCAACUCCGCCAGCGGUUUGCAACCUUUCUUGCUCUCCGCUACUACUCUCCUCGCCCUUGGUAUUGCGAUUUUGGCGUUGUAG